Molecule: messenger RNA, 2140 nt
Organism: Drosophila persimilis
Lineage: Eukaryota; Metazoa; Arthropoda; Insecta; Diptera; Drosophilidae
Gene: hpo
Product: serine/threonine-protein kinase hippo
Exons: 2
Coding region: 77-2074 (665 amino acids)
Biological process (GO): intracellular signal transduction; protein phosphorylation; protein tetramerization
Cellular component (GO): cytoplasm
Molecular function (GO): protein serine/threonine kinase activity; ATP binding
Source: RefSeq, a predicted model, not a curated record
GGCAAUUAUAUAUUUAAGUGAAAUAGAUAUAUACGCGCAGAUAUAUGUGCUUGUGUGGCUGAGACUGACGAUAACAAUGGCCGGUAACAUGUCUUCCAGUUCGAAUGGGGAGUUAAAGAAACUUUCGGAGGAAAGUUUACUACAGCCCCCGGAAAAGGUUUUCGAUAUUAUGUACAAACUGGGCGAGGGAAGUUACGGGUCCGUCUAUAAGGCGCUCCACAAAGAGAGCUGCUCCAUUGUGGCCAUUAAGCUGGUGCCGGUGGAGUCCGACCUGCACGAGAUCAUAAAGGAGAUAUCAAUUAUGCAACAGUGCGAUUCUCCGUACGUGGUUCGCUACUACGGGUCUUACUUUAAGCAGUACGAUUUGUGGAUAUGCAUGGAAUACUGCGGGGCGGGCAGCGUUUCCGACAUAAUGCGCCUCCGCAAGAAAACGCUGACAGAGGACGAGAUAGCCACCAUAAUGUCGGACACGCUCAAAGGCCUGGUCUAUCUGCAUCUGCGCCGGAAAAUACAUCGAGAUAUCAAGGCUGCCAACAUACUGCUCAACACGGAAGGCUAUGCCAAGCUGGCCGACUUUGGUGUGGCUGGCCAGCUUACAGACACGAUGGCCAAACGGAACACGGUCAUAGGAACUCCCUUCUGGAUGGCCCCCGAGGUUAUUGAGGAGAUUGGCUACGAUUGUGUAGCGGAUAUUUGGUCCCUUGGCAUCACAGCCCUUGAAAUGGCUGAGGGAAAGCCCCCCUACGGUGAUAUACAUCCCAUGCGGGCUAUUUUUAUGAUACCUCAGAAGCCACCGCCCUCAUUUCGGGAACCAGACAGAUGGAGCACUGAAUUUAUUGACUUUGUAAGCAAAUGCCUGGUAAAGGCUCCCGAUGAACGUGCCACAGCUACAGAGUUACUGGAGCAUGAAUUCAUCCGUAAUGCCAAGCACCGUACCAUAUUGAAGACCAUGCUGGAGGAGACCUGUGCCAUUCGAGAACAACAGCGGGCCAAUCGGGCUGCUGGCGGAGUGUUGGCCUCUAGUCAGGCCAAGAGUCUUGCCACACAGGAGAACAGUAUGCUACACAACAUGCAAGAGGAAGAAACAGAGUUCAACGGCACGGGCAAGACCUUCAUUGAUGAUCCUGGCACGCUGGUACCUGAAAAAUUCGGUGAAUAUCAGCAAAGCUCCGCUUCAGAUGCAACCAUGAUAUCGCAUCCGGAGCCAGAUUUUGACGAAGGCACCUUGGGACCGGGUGGCGUACGAGGUUUGAGCAGGGCAACGGCAAUAACGGCAACCGGCGCGACUGCUGCGUCUGCAUCAUCACCUCUCGAUGUACCAGCAGUCGAUAGUGGAACGAUGGUGGAGCUGGAGUCAAACUUGGGAACAAUGGUGAUUAACUCUGACUCGGACGAUUCGACAACGGCUAAGCGCAAUGACGAUCAGAAACCACGCAACCGGUAUCGUCCUCAGUUCCUGGAGCAUUUCGAACGUAAAAAUGGGGGCGAUGGACGGGGCGACGACAAGUCGGCGGCUACAGAGUAUUCCCCAGCGGCAGCCGAGCAGCAGCAGCAGCAGCAACAACAGGAGGAGCAGCAUCUGGCCAGUGGAGCCAACGAUUUAAACAACUGGGAGCACAACAUGGAAAUGCAGUUCCAGCAGAUAUCCGCAAUCAAUCAGUACGGGAUACAGCAACACCAGCAGCACCAGCAGCAGCAUGUACUCAUGGCCUAUCCACUGAUGAAUGAUCAGCUCAUUGCCAUUAACAAUCAACAGAAUCUUCUGCGCAACAAUGCCACGCCCCUUGCUCAGCAGGGACACCCGGCUGUGGCUGCAGCUCAACCGCCGCCCGCAUAUCAGAACCAACAUAUGCAUUCGCAAUCGCACGCAUAUGUGGAGGGUGAAUUUGAGUUCCUUAAGUUUCUUACCUUCGACGAUCUAAAUCAGCGUCUUAGCAACAUUGACCACGAAAUGGAGCUGGAGAUUGAGCAGUUGAAUAAGAAAUACAAUGCCAAGCGGCAGCCCAUUGUGGAUGCCAUGAAUGCAAAGCGCAAACGCCAGCAGAAUAUCAAUAAUAAUCUGAUUAAGAUAUAGAAAAAUCGACUCACAACUUUGCAAGGCAACUGAAAAUAGAAUUUCAACUCACAAGACCCUUUGCAU